UGUUCCGAAUCCAAACCGUGUAACUGUACAUUCCAGUGGCAAAAUGUUUCAUUUAACUGAAAAGAUCAAACAUGUGUAAAAAAUGUCCAUUGUUCUUUCUGGUCAAAUUGAGCCUCCGUGUUAAUUUCCAGAUCCUCCAGAAGAUGAUGCGUUCACUCAAGAUAGUCUCCUGCCCAGACUCAGGAGGGGCGAGUAAAGGUGGUGGAGACGAGAGAGGAAAAUUGGCAGAGAGAGAAGAGGAGUCUCAGAUCCAACAGGGAGCAGGCCACUGCAAAUGGUUCAACGUUAGAAUGGGAUUCGGAUUUAUAUCUAUGACCUCCCGAGAAGGCAGUCCCCUGGAAACGCCGGUGGAUGUCUUCGUACACCAAAGCAAACUUUACAUGGAAGGAUUCAGGAGUUUGAAAGAAGGAGAGCCCGUGGAAUUCACUUUUAAGAAAUCUUCCAAAGGCCUGGAGUCAAUACGGGUGACAGGCCCAGGAGGUGCCCCUUGUUUAGGCAGUGAGAGGCGGCCUAAAGGGAAGACGGUGCAAAAACGGAAGCCAAAGGGAGAUCGGAUACAAGCUGUGAUACCAGGAAGGGACAUUAGUACAGUGGAGAUGAGCAAGAUCAACGUCAUGUACAUAAAAGGAAACGUUGAGGGUGAUUCUCCCAUCAUCGGUAAACGUACCGACUCAGACGGGAUUCAAACAAAUACAAUGCCAGUCCAGCAUUUACCGGCAUUUUUGGCACUGAAAAACGCCAUCGCCAAUAAAUACUGGUACCAGAAUUGUAAUUACUCUUAG
Molecule: messenger RNA, 782 nt
Organism: Callorhinchus milii (elephant shark)
Lineage: Eukaryota; Metazoa; Chordata; Chondrichthyes; Chimaeriformes; Callorhinchidae
Product: protein lin-28 homolog B-like
Exons: 5
Coding region: 72-782 (236 amino acids)
Molecular function (GO): nucleic acid binding
Source: RefSeq, a predicted model, not a curated record